AUGUCGGACGAUGAGGUUGAUUUGGAGCUGCUAGACCUCAUGCGGAAGCACUGGGGUGGGGGCGCCAAAGACAAUGGUCCGCCAGAGACAAAGGUCCUCGAAAAUGCACAAUUCAUCUACGACAACAGCAUGGACGUCGCCUUGGAUAUGCGCUCUACCAAGGUCGCUGCUCAACUCGUACUCGCCGAGAUGGAGCAGCGAGAGUAUUCAACAAAGACAUGGUCUGAGCAUGAGCUGCAUCCAAAAGCAAAAGAUGAGAGCACACUCAACUUCAUCUUCACUAUGGACCUCCUGAACUUUAGCUUCUGGAGCGAGAAGAGUGACGACGAGCGCUUUGCUGUAGUGUACAAGGGGAAAAGGUGGACCGGAUACUGGAGUUUAGUCGCUAUUUUACAAAGAGCUUUGGACCAGGAGAUACCCAUCACCAGCCCAGAGUUUUGGGUUGAUGAAGAGCAGUGCUCCGAGGAAGUGCUGCGGACAGUUUUCAGCUCUGGUACCGACGAGGAAAUUCCAAUGUUCGAGCAACGAGUGCGGUGUUUGAGGGAAGCUGGCCAGAUCCUAGAGGAGGAAUUCGACAACAGCAUUGUCACUUUGAUAGAAGAUGCGAACAACUCUGCAGCCGCUCUCGUCAACCUUCUCGCCGAAAAGUUUAAUUGCUUCAGAGACGAGGGCAAGUUCGAGAACAAAAAGGUUCGCUUCUUGAAACGAGCUCAAAUAUUCGUUGCAGAUCUAUGGGCUGCCUUCGACGGCGAAAGCUACGGCAAAUUCAACGAUAUCGACAAGAUCACCAUGUUUGCAGAUUACCGUAUCCCACAGAUGCUGCACUCACUGGGCAUGAUAUGGUACUGCCCUCCCCUCGAAAACAAACUUCGCCGUCUUGAAACUAUAGAAUCUGGUCACUCCUGGGAGAUGCAAAUACGCGGAUGUAGUAUCUGGGCCGUAGAGCUCCUUCGCCGAGAAAUACUCAAGCUGAAGCCGGACGCAAAAGUCAAUGCGAUCCUCAUUGACUUCUUCCUGUAUGACCUAGCCAAAGAGAAGGAAAAAGAGGGGGCAGAAGCGAUACCACAUCAUCGGACACGAAGCAUAUGGUACUGA
Molecule: messenger RNA, 1095 nt
Organism: Pyrenophora tritici-repentis Pt-1C-BFP
Lineage: Eukaryota; Fungi; Ascomycota; Dothideomycetes; Pleosporales; Pleosporaceae
Product: DUF2419 domain containing protein
Source: RefSeq, a predicted model, not a curated record